AAUACAGUACAGCUGGACACCCGAUUUAUACGCACAGUAGACAUAAGGAAACUGAAAAAAUGCUGAGAGCUCCGAGUGCGAACAAUUCACAGUCCAACCCACCGGACAUGGAUACCAACCAUCAAAGAGCUUCACGGGCUUACCAGUUCCACCCGGCCCGACCCGUUAUCAUUGAUCUCUUCAAUCUCUACUUAGGAAGAAAUAAUCGCCAAAAGGCCGAUGAUGCCAGGGAGCCCCCGAAUAAAUCACAGAAACGUGUUUCCGCGAACAGAGAGCUUCCUCCUCGCAACGAACAAUUUCUUAUAGAUUUUGAGCAGCUCCAAAGCCAAUUUUCUGACCAGGAGCAGUUGCGUGCAGUGACAGAAUCUGUACUCAUUUCGCUUGUUAUUCAGUGCAGUGGUCAUGCACCCCGUGCUGAAUUUCUUCUCUUUGCUUUGCGUAGUUUGUGUAGUAUAGGUUACAUCAACCUAGAUACUUUUCUUUCUUCACUUCUAUCCUCAGUUACUGCUGCUGAGUUAUCAGUAAGUCAGGGAAGUCAAAUGAUGUCUCCUCUCUCUGGUUCAACUUCACAUCCUGGGGUAUUACCAUCUUCUGGCUUGAUUUCGAAUGUGUCUAACUAUCAGUCUACAAAUCCUGCAUCUCCAUUGCAUUCAGUUCACGGUAUUGGAUCUCCUGCUCAAUCAGCCAACGAACUAUCUUCUCGUGGCCCUUCAAUACCUAUGAACUCAUCUGAUCACACAUCCAAUGGACAACAGUCUAUGACCAGAGUCAGUAUGUCAGCACGAGAUAAUGCCAUAAGUAGUUUGCGUCAACUAUGCUGCAAGAUAAUAUUGAUCGGGCUUAAGACGAACUUGAAACCAGUUACUCAUGCUGAAAUUUUUUAUCAUAUGCUGAAUUGGCUGGUAAACUGGGACCAAAGACAGCAGGGAAGUGAUGAUUCUGAUAGUAUAAGAUCCUGUAAACCUGACAAGUCUUUAAUUGAAUGUCUUCAUAGUUGCUUGGAUGUGAUAUGGCUACUGGUUGAGGAUGAUAAGUGUCGUGUGCCAUUUUACGAACUAUUGCGCAAUUGCUUACAGUUCAUAGAAAAUAUACCUGAUGACGAGGCAUUGUUCACACUCAUAUUAGAGGUACAUAGGAGGCGAGAUAUGAUGGCUAUGCACAUGCAAAUGCUAGACCAACACCUUCACUGCCCUAGCUUUGGAACUAACCGAUAUAUCCCUCAGGCCAUUACAAACAUAGCAGUUGAUCAAGUGACAAGCGUGCGAUUUUCACCAAUCACAUAUCCCAGUGUGCUUGGAGAGCCAUUACAUGGAGAGGAUCUUGCUACUUCUAUUGAAAAAGGGAGUAUGGACUGGGAGAGAGCUAUGCGUUGUAUUAGGCAUGCUAUUCGUAAUACUCCAUCACCUGAUUGGUGGAAACGCGUGCUUGUUGUUGCUCCUUGCUAUCGGCAACAGUCUCAAACUCCUACUGGUGGAGCUGUUUUUACUACUGAAAUGAUUUGUGAGGCAGCAAUUGACAGAAUUGUUGAGCUUUUGAAGUUGACAAAUUCAGGCUCAGAUGUAAAUUGCUGGCAAGAGUGGCUUAUUUUUGCUGAUUUAUUCCAUUUUCUCAUGAAAAGUGGGUGCCUUGAUUUUGUUGAUUUUGUGGACAAGUUAGUUGUGCGCCUUGCUGACGGUGAUCAAGUUAUUUUAAAAACAAAUCAUGUCACUUGGUUGCUUGCGCAAAUUAUUCGGGUUGAUCUUGUUUUGAAUGCGUUGAAUACGGAUCAUAGAAAGGUAGAGACAACCCGAAAGAUGCUAUCUUUUCAUAAAGAAGAGAGAAGCUCCGACCCUAAUAGUCCACAAAGCAUCCUUCUUGAUUAUAUUAGCAGUUGUCAGAAUCUACGUGUCUGGUCACUGAAUACUGCAACCAGGGAAAUUUUAAAUAAUGAACAAUUACAAAAAGGAAAGCAAAUAGAUGAAUGGUGGAAGCAAACCAACAAAGGGGAAUUCAUGAUGGAAUACAUGAAUAUGGAUGAUAGGUCAACUGGCAUGUUUUGGGUUGUCUCAUACACCAUGGCGCAACCUGCAUGUGAUACAGUGCUCAGUUGGUUAACAUCAGGGGGAACAGAGUCGCUACCAGCAUCCAAUCUACAGGCUAAUGACAGAAUUACGGUAAUACGGGAAGUGAACCCAGUGCCAGUAUCCCUCUUAUCAGGGCUUUCAAUGAAUAUGUGUAUGAAAUUGGCUACUCAGCUGGAAGAAGUUAUGUUUAAUGGACAGGCUGUGGCUAGUAUUGCCUUGGUUGAAACAUACGCAAGAUUGCUUCUCAUUGCGCCUCAUUCAUUAUUCCGUCUUCAUUUAAGCCAUUUAACACAAAGGAAUCCAGCUACGUUAACUAGGCCGGGGGCAUCUCUUUUAGUUCUUGAACUUUUAAAUUACCGAUUUCUUUCGCUUUACAGGUAUCUAGGAAAGAGCAAACCCUUGAUGUAUGAUGUUACAAAAAUAAUUGCUAAUCUGAAAGGGAAACGUGGAGAACAUCGCACUUUUAGAUUAGCAGAAAAUUUGUGCAUAAAUCUUCUUCUGUCACUGAAGGACUUCUAUGUCGUGAAGAAGGAAGGGAAGGGUCCUACUGAAUUUACUGAAACAUUGAACCGAAUAACCAUCAUGUCCCUUGCCAUCAUCAUCAAAACACGUGGAGUUGCUGACGCUGACCACCUCCUCUAUCUUCAACCAAUGUUGGAACAGAUAUUAACGAAUAGUUCGCAUACAUGGUCUGAAAAGACUCUUCGUCAUUUCCCCUCACUUUUGCGUGAUACAUUGAUUGGGCGCAUGGAUAAACGGAGCAUUGCGAUACAAGCCUGGCAGCAGGCUGAAACAACUGUGAUUAAUCAAUGCACACAGCUUCUUUCACCAGCUGCUGAUCCUACUUACGUGAUGACUUAUAUUAGUCAUAGUUUCCCCCAACACCGACAUUAUCUUUGUGCUGGAGCAUGGAUAUUGAUGCACGGCCACCCUGAGAAUAUCAACAGUGCCAACCUUGCACGUGUCUUGAGAGAAUUUUCCCCGGAAGAAGUUACUGCAAAUAUAUACACAAUGGUGGAUGUCCUUUUGCAUCACCUUCAACUAGAGCUGCAGCGUGGGCAUUCUUUACAGGAACUUAUGGUAAAAGCAUGUGCAAACUUGGCAUUUUUUAUAUGGACACAUGAGCUGCUGCCUCUAGAUAUAUUGCUUCUGGCACUAACUGACCGCGAUGAUGAUCCCCAUGCUUUGCGUAUUGUGAUCAGUCUACUUGAGAGACAGGAGCUUCAACAGAAAGUAAAGUUUUACCUUAAUAAUCGCGGCCCACCUGAACAUUGGCUUUUCUCUGGACCUUUUAAGCGUGUUGAGUUGCAGAAGGCUCUUGGAAACCAUUUGUCAUGGAAAGAAAGGUUUCCUCCUUUCUUCGAUGACAUUGCUGCACGAUUGCUUCCUGUCAUUCCCUUAGUUAUCUAUAGACUCAUUGAAAAUGAUGCCAUAGAUGCAGCUGAUAGAGUUCUUCAAUUGUAUUCCACAUUUCUUCAUUACCACCCCUUAAAUUUUACAUUUGUUCGUGACAUCCUUGCAUAUUUCUAUGGUCAUCUCCCAGGAAAACUCAUUCUUCGUAUACUGAAUGUGCUAGAUAUUAAAAAGAUCCCUUUUUCCGAGUCAUUCCCUCAACAUAUCAAUGCCUCAAAUGCUGCAGCGUCUCCUCCAUUGGAGUACUUUGCCACCCUUCUAUUGGGCAUCGUCAAUAAUGUCAUUCCUCCUCUUCAUAGCUUAAAAUACGGACCAGGAGAUGUUCGUGUUCCUCAUAACAAGAUCCCGACAACAUCUCAGCCUGGACCAACAAAUGCAGUUGAAGGUCAGAAGGCAUUCUAUCAUAUUCCAGAUCCUGGGACGUAUACCCAACUAAUUCUUGAAACAGCAGUCAUAGAGAUACUAUCACUUCCUGUAUCUGCGUCACAGAUUGUGACAUCGCUUGUUCAAAUUGUUGUUCACAUACAACCAACCCUAAUCCAAUCCAGUCACUGCCUUCAUGGAGCUUCUAGUGGAGUAUUUUCUGUUCUGCCAACAUCACCCUCAGGGGGGAGCACUGAUUCCAUGAGCGCUAGUAGAUCAACACCUUCUGUUUCAGGGAUGAACUCCUCCAACAUUGUGUCUCGGAGUGGUUAUACGUGCCAGCAGUUAUCUUGCUUGCUAAUUCAAGCUUGUGGUCUUCUGUUGGCUCAGCUUCCUCAAGAAUUUCAUGCACAACUUUAUAUUGAGGCAACACGUGUGAUAAAAGAUAGUUGGUGGCUUACUGAUGGCAAAAGGACCCUGGGAGAGCUAGAUUCAGCUGUUGGCUAUGCUUUGCUAGAUCCAACCUGGGCUGCUCAAGACAAUACCUCUACAGCCAUUGGCAAUAUUGUGUCUUUGCUUCACUCUUUUUUUAGUAACCUUCCUCAGGAGUGGCUAGAGGGAACCAAUCUUAUCAUUAAACAUCUCAGGCCUGUCACGUCGGUUGCUGUGCUGAGAAUAGCAUUUCGUAUCAUGGGCCCCCUGCUACCUAGAGUGGCUAAUUCUCACAGUCUGUUCAAUAAGUUGCUCUCGAUGCUUUUAAAUGUACUGGUGGAUGUGUUUGGGAAGAACUCACAGCCAUCAACCUCAGUGGAAGCCUCAGAUAUAACAGAUCUUAUCGACUUCCUACAUCAUGUCAUCCACUAUGAAGGGCAAGGAGGGCCUGUUCAGCAAAAUAGCAAACCUAGAGUGGAGGUUUUGGCUCUGUUUGGAAGAGCGUUGGAAAGUUUACGUCCAGAUGUUCAGCAUCUUCUUUCUCACCUUAAAACUGAUGUGAAUUCUUCCAUUUAUGCUGCUACACAUCCAAAGCUAGUCCAGAACCCCUUGUAAAUAUCUCACAUAGCAUUUUUGUAAUUUAUGUAUCCUUAGUACUAGGGAUCCAUUGCUGCACAAUGAAUUCUGUAGGCUAGGUGAGUAUUCCGGAGGCCCUGACCCCAUUAUGGGACUAGUAGAAAAUAUGCUUAGGUUAAUAGAUUGUAAACUAAUGUAGAAUCAGGUUAAAGUACUUUUUUUCCAUCUAUGCUAUCAGAGCGAGCAGAGGUUUACCCCUAGCUUCAAUAA
This is a messenger RNA of Daucus carota subsp. sativus, 5117 nucleotides long. RefSeq names its product mediator of RNA polymerase II transcription subunit 23. The record is from RefSeq and is a predicted model, not a curated record. Gene Ontology annotation, cellular component: transcription regulator complex; mediator complex. NCBI's taxonomy places the organism in Eukaryota, Viridiplantae, Streptophyta, Magnoliopsida, Apiales, Apiaceae. Gene Ontology annotation, biological process: positive regulation of gene expression; regulation of transcription by RNA polymerase II. Bases 60 to 4886 code for a protein of 1608 amino acids. The transcript has 21 exons.